Aspergillus welwitschiae is the source of this 576-nucleotide messenger RNA. RefSeq lists its product as uncharacterized. NCBI's taxonomy places the organism in Eukaryota, Fungi, Ascomycota, Eurotiomycetes, Eurotiales, Aspergillaceae. Bases 1 to 576 code for a protein of 191 amino acids. The transcript is spliced from 4 exons. The record is from RefSeq and is a predicted model, not a curated record.
AUGUUGCAAAAGGCGGCUUCUUACACACCCAGACUGUACUCGCCCUCCGUCACCAUCUUCCAACUCGAUCCAUAUCUUGAGCAGAAGCUUAGCCGACUUCCUGAAGAUCGGGUCCGUGAGCUAUUGAUUCGCUCCGGACACCAUCGUCUACUAGCCUUGUCAGGGGAUGUAGAUGGUGGCCUACCAUCAAAGUCUUGGACAUCUGGCCCUCCUGGCGCCCAUCUUAUCGAGCCUGACAUCAAAAGAUAUAUCGAUGAGGAAAUUCACAACAGUUUCAGAUUACAGCAGGACAUCGUACGCGAUAGCGUCAAAUCAGAACUUGAUGAUAUCGUUCAGGACAGCAUUAGAUCAGAACUGCCUGGUCUUGUCGACCAUUUUCGCGAGGAGAUUGCUGACGAACACAAAAUGAAAGUGUGCGAGUUAAGCGAGGUUGUCCAGGACAGUGCCGCCGAGGCGAAGAAAGCAUUGAAGGAAUUGGCUACAGAAUUGACAGUUUCUCUCAGGGCUUCAUAUGACGAUUUGCGAGACUCUAGGCAUGGAAAACAGGGCACACACCCGCGAUGCCGCUCUGUGUAA